AUGGAGCAAGUAGACGAAGUGGUCGGCAAUGUCACGUCAUGGUUCCGAAGGUUCGUGAUGAGUGCGUUGGAGCAUCAGCACGCGCCGUUACCGCAAGAUGACAUGGACGAGGGCGUCGGCCGUACGUACCGCUUCUCUGGCAUGCAAGAUGAAUCGCCCUGGUGGCUCAAAUGGUCCAGUACGGCGCCCCCGGGAUACGAUCACCGCGCGCCCCAGUUGCAGGACGGGGGAGGCCAGGGGCAGGGGUAUGGUGGCGGGGGGUAUGGCGGGCGGUAUGACGACGAGCGGGGGAGCCGCUAUGGUUAUGACGACUAUGCUCGGGAUCGACCAUACGACCGGGAGAGGGAAGAGGAGGAGGCGCGGGAGAGGGAGAGAGCGGAGCGCCUACGACGAGAGGAGGAAGAGGAGAGAGCCCGCCAAAAGGCAGAGGAGGAGGCAGCAGCAGAGGCCGAAGCAGCGGCGGCGGCAGAAGCAGCGGCGGCAGCAGCAGCAACCCCACCCCCAGACCUGCUAUCGAUGGAAGACGAUCUGUUGGGCCUCGGAACAGACGCAGGGCCAGGCGCUCUGGUGCUCUACAGUGCUCCCACUGCCGAUGACGUCAUCUCCAAGGCAUUCCAGCAAGAGAUUAGCCUUCUGGACAUCGACAGUGGCACGUCAGAGGCGUCUCUCCUGGAGAAGGUGAACUCAGUCGCGCCCAAGCAGGCCAACGGGGAGGUCGACCUGCUGGCCCUGGUGGAUGGUCCCGUGCCCGCUGGUGCUGCUGCUGCUGCUGCUGCGGGGAGCGGGAGGGUUGGACGCUACAAGUGGGGCGCUGGUGCUGGUGACACCCAUGAAGGGAUUCCAUGCCACGCCCACGCGCCAUGGCAUAUGCGGGGCUGUUCUGUGAAGGAGGGCGACACUUACCACACCGAGUGCUACCGCCAGCUCUUCCACCCCAAGUGCUACGUCUGCGACACUUAUAUCGCCCCCAGCGACUCGGGCAUGGUGGAGUACCGCCUGAACGACCUGUGGCACGCCAAGCACUGCGCCAAGCACAGCCCAACCACGGAUGGCUCGCCCCUCUGCUCCGCCUGCACUCGCCUCCAGCCCACCACAUGCACAAUGGUCGACAUAGGUGGUAACCGCACGCUCUGCCCCGAUUGUAACACCUGCUCCUGGCCCUCCCCCCCUGGAUCCGCCCUCUCCGCCCUCACCUCCUCCUCCUCUUCCUCCCUGGGGACUCUAGUCGUAGACGCCUCUGAUUGCGCCCCCCUGUUCGCCUCUGUGUUGAGUUUCUUCGAGGAGGUGGGGUUGGGAGUGGUGCUGAGGGGUGCUGUGGGCGUAAUGGGCGACGAGCUCCCGGUGGUUACCGCAGACGUGGCGGCAUUACAAGCUGCUGCUGAGGGCGAGAGACAGGGAUCAUCUCGCCUGGCCGUGGUGCCUGGAGUGUGCCUCACACAAGAAACCACCAUUCAAACAGUCGUACGGGCACCAGGAUCCACAGCAGCAGCGUUUGCAGGGAUCUCACAUGAACCCAAGACACUCACGCACGUCAACUCCACUGCCGUCUCGGGCAUCGUUAUUCUCUACGGCCUCCCAGCUCCUCUGGCUGGGGCAGUCAUAGCCAAUCAGCUCAUGCGUGCAUGGUUCAUUCUUGAUGGUGCCUUCUCAGCCCUACCCUCAGAGAUCAAGGAGGCCAUGUGCCAGGUGAUGGCGCACCUGUGGUUACAGCGUUACCAGCAGCAGCUCAAGAGCCCCUCUGCCUUCCAGUCCGGCUUCCUCGAAUUCUGCCUCACCCGUGUCGCCUCGGACCCCUCCCCUGCUCUCCUCGACUCCUUCCGCUCCGCCUACUCUGCUGUGGUGUUCAAAGGCCUGCUUGCCACCAUUCAAACACUCCGCAUGUCCAACACCCUCCCUGCCAUCUAG
This is a messenger RNA of Closterium sp. Yama58-4, 1905 nucleotides long. NCBI's taxonomy places the organism in Eukaryota, Viridiplantae, Streptophyta, Zygnematophyceae, Desmidiales, Closteriaceae. The record is from the annotation of a GenBank genome assembly.